This is a messenger RNA of Gamsiella multidivaricata, 1278 nucleotides long. RefSeq lists its product as uncharacterized. The record is from RefSeq and is a predicted model, not a curated record. NCBI's taxonomy places the organism in Eukaryota, Fungi, Mortierellomycota, Mortierellomycetes, Mortierellales, Mortierellaceae. Bases 109 to 912 code for a protein of 267 amino acids. The transcript has 2 exons.
CGACUCCACAAAAAAAAAUAUCUCCUGCGACUUCCAUGCUUUUGGACAAAUAUCACCACUUCUCACUCACCUGCUCAUCACACUCCCCAUAAAUAACCUUGCUCUCCAAUGCUUCCCCCGCACAUUUCUUCUGCUCUUCAUAUCUGUGUAUCCGUACACGCCACGUUCACCAUCACCCCACGCUGUGCUUCAAUAUCUGAUCAUGACCAUAUCUGGAUAUGCUUCCAUCGGAUGAUUCGCUAUUACAUUGACAGAUCUGGAAGCUACCACCGCCGCUCCGUCAGCUGCGUGGCCUCUCAUGAUGAGCUCGCGUACUACCCCAUCGAGGUCAUCGAGGAGGGCAUGGAAACUAGCGCCAUUGCCGCCGACAACGGAUCCGCAUCAAUCUCAAUGACGCGCCACCUAAUGUCCGACGGCAGCAUUCAGCUCCAGCGCUCCGGUUCUGGCUCUGGUGAUAGUGCCGACGGUGUUGUCAGUGUCGCCGCUGGCUCCCUUGGCGGUAAAAUCAAGUUGAACCCUGGUGCACCUGGACCUCGCAGGUCGCUCCUCUCGGACAUGCUUAACAGCCAGAAUCAGAACAGCCGUCUAGAACAAAACGUCCACCGCCGAAGGAUGCUCAAAUCCAUGCGCCGCUACUCAGUCGAUGCCUCGGAGAUGAACUUCAAUGUUCUUGGUCUCUAUCCCUCCGGUCGCGCUUCACCCAUGAAGGGGAUUCCCUCCGAGGGUGAAGAAGCCGCUGCUACGAAUGGUGCUCGGGCUCAGGAGUUCAGAGACACGCCCACGGUCCGGUACCUGAGAAAUCCCUGCCAGGCGACCGUCAAGACCAAGCUGAUCUCGGCCUCUGUCCGUCGUGGCGCUGGUGGUGACAGCGACGCACCCGAUUACUUUGGCGCGGAGGAUCGUGUCUGGUAAAAAAAAUAACUAUAGAACCUCCAUUCUCCCUGCUCUUCUUUUAGAGAUUGUUACAUUAGUCCCUUGUUUUUGCAUUGCCUUUUAUUUUUAUUAUUAUUAUUAUUAUUAUUAUUAUCGUUGCUUUUUCUUAGGACACAACUACCAUAGAUCCGUUCUAUUGCCCUGUACUUUAUAGCCGUCUUGUUUUUAGAAAGAUUGGCGACCAUAAUUAACAACAUAAUUUUAGAGUGUUUAGUAUUAUAAUUUGUAACAUCAGUACCUCUUCUUCCUCUUGUUUCUUGCUGCGGAACCCUCCCCGCAGUUGAACGCAUUUCCCUUUUCUAUUUCUAUUUUUUUUUUUUUUCUCUUCUGGCUCUCAAGACCCUU